UUAUGUAAUCGCGAGUCAUUCGUACAAAUUAUAUCGACCGGACCCGACCUCUACAUCCAGUUCAAGACCGGGUCCGCUCAGCCCCUGUAUAACGGAUUCAAAGCCUCAUACCUUUUCGAGACAAACGAAACGAGUUUGCAUUCACUGUCAGCCGUCACCACAUCGACGAUAAGUCCCGUCAAAAUAGAAAGCAUACAAAUCCCACAAACAGAACCAGUCGAAGAUCUGCUCCAUAAGGACGAGACCACAGAAUCUUCCAGAAGUGAGUCGUUUGUGUAUUAA
Molecule: messenger RNA, 282 nt
Organism: Oppiella nova
Lineage: Eukaryota; Metazoa; Arthropoda; Arachnida; Sarcoptiformes; Oppiidae
Source: the annotation of a GenBank genome assembly